Dendroctonus ponderosae (mountain pine beetle) is the source of this 2499-nucleotide messenger RNA. RefSeq names its product general transcription and DNA repair factor IIH helicase subunit XPD-like. Gene Ontology annotation, biological process: transcription by RNA polymerase II; positive regulation of mitotic recombination; nucleotide-excision repair. Gene Ontology annotation, cellular component: nucleus. The transcript is spliced from 13 exons. Gene Ontology annotation, molecular function: DNA helicase activity; damaged DNA binding; hydrolase activity, acting on acid anhydrides, in phosphorus-containing anhydrides. The coding region runs from base 124 to 2412 and encodes 762 amino acids. The record is from RefSeq and is a predicted model, not a curated record. NCBI's taxonomy places the organism in Eukaryota, Metazoa, Arthropoda, Insecta, Coleoptera, Curculionidae.
GACAGGAAGAACGCGAUUAUUCUAACCCGAUUUACCGGUCAUUGCGAUGUAAACAACUUGGUACCAAUAUAAUUAAUUUUAUCAUAUUUUCCGUAUAAUAGCAAAACAUAUUAAGUAUUUAAAAUGAGGUUAAGCGUAGACGGCCUUAUUGUGUAUUUUCCAUAUGAAUAUAUUUAUCCAGAACAGUAUGCCUACAUGUGCGAACUUAAAAAAGCCCUUGAUGCCAAGGGCCACUGUUUAUUGGAAAUGCCUUCGGGAACGGGAAAAACCACCACUUUACUGUCGCUCAUUGUAGCGUACAUGAUUGAGCAUCCUCAUGAUGUACGCAAAUUAAUCUACUGUUCUCGUACUGUUCCUGAAAUCGAAAAAGUCAUGGAGGAAUUGAAGAAGCUCUUAGAUUACUAUGAUAAGUUAGAUGGACAGUAUCCCAGUCUGGUUGGGUUAGUGCUCAGUUCCAGAAAGAACAUGUGCAUCCAUCCACAAGUAAGCACGGAACGAGAAGGUAAAAUUGUGGAUGGAAAGUGCCACAGUCUCACUGCCAGUUACAUCAGGGAAAGGCACAAUAUUGAUGAUACCACCGCAGUUUGCCAAUAUUACGAGGGCUUUUCGCUUGAUGGCAAAGAGAGUAAUCUGCCUUACGGUGUUUAUAACUUAGACGACAUCAAACAGUAUGGAAGGGACAGGAAUUGGUGUCCGUACUUUUUGGCCAGAUUUGCUAUUAUGCACGCCAAUAUAGUAGUCUACAGUUACCAUUAUCUUCUGGACCCAAAAAUCGCAGAUGUGGUCUCGAAAGAGCUUGCAAGAGAAUCCGUCAUUAUAUUUGACGAAGCGCACAACAUUGAUAACGUAUGCAUCGAUUCUAUGAGUGUAAAAAUACACAAGCGAACCAUAGAAAGAGCAACAGCCAAUAUAGGAACUUUGGAGAAACAUGUGUCUGAAAUGCGAGAUGAAGAUCACAGAAAACUGAAAGAGGAAUAUCAGCGGCUUGUAGAAGGAUUACGAGAUGCUAGCGUGGCAAGAGACACCGACUUAAUACUUUCAAAUCCAGUUUUGCCCGAUGAAAUUUUGCAGGAAGCCGUGCCGGGAAAUAUUCGAAAUGCCGAACACUUUAUUUGUUUCCUAAAGCGGUUUGUCGAAUAUUUGAAAACAAGAUUAAGAGUGCAGCAUGUGGUACAAGAAUCUCCGGUGGGUUUCUUGAAAGACGUCCAGCAAAAAGUGUGCAUUGAAAGGAAGCCGUUAAGGUUUUGUGCGGAGCGUCUAGCGUCGCUUUUACGCACUUUAGAAAUUACAGAUAUGACCGAAUUCGGACCUGUUGUCCUUAUUACGCAUCUGGCCACCUUAGUUUCAACCUAUACCAAAGGAUUCACAAUAAUUGUUGAGCCCUUUGAUGACAAAACUCCCACUGUAUCAAAUCCCAUUUUACAUUUCAGCUGUUUAGACUCCUCAAUAGCAAUUAAGCCUGUCUUCGACCGGUUCCAAACGGUGGUAAUAACGUCUGGAACGUUGUCACCUUUGGACAUGUAUCCGAAAAUACUAAAUUUUCAGCCUGUGAUAAUGUCGUCCUUUACGAUGACUCUGGCGAGGCCGUGCUUAUUGCCGAUGAUAGUUGCAAAAGGUAACGACCAAGUUGCGAUAUCAUCAAAAUUCGAAACCCGCGAAGAUAACGCAGUUAUAAGAAAUUAUGGACAGUUGUUAGUAGAGGUUGCGGCAAAUGUCCCUGAUGGUAUAGUGUGUUUCUUCACAUCCUAUCUGUAUUUGGAGUCGGUGGUAGCUGCUUGGUAUGACCAGGGAGUUAUCGACAGUCUGCAAAGGUACAAGUUGCUGUUCAUAGAAACACAGGACUCUGCAGAAACCAGCUUCGCGCUAAUGUAUUAUAUUAAGGCUUGUGAAUCCGGACGAGGUGCUGUUUUGCUAUCGGUAGCACGGGGCAAGGUAUCUGAAGGAGUGGACUUCGAUCAUCAUCUGGGAAGGGCUGUUUUAAUGUUUGGUAUUCCAUAUGUCUACACUCAGUCCAGAAUAUUGAAGGCCCGAUUAGAUUAUCUCAGGGAUCAGUUUCAGAUUAGGGAGAACGAUUUUCUGACUUUCGACGCGAUGAGACAUGCGGCCCAAUGCGUAGGAAGAGCAAUUAGAGGGAAAACCGAUUACGGUAUUAUGAUUUUCGCCGACAAACGAUUCUCUCGGGCAGAUAAAAGAUCGAAGUUGCCCAAAUGGAUUCAAGAGCAUUUGAAGGAUAGCCUUUGCAACCUGUCUACCGAAGAAGCGAUACAGAUUGCCAAGAGGUGGUUAAGGCAGAUGGCUCAACCAUUCACCAGAGAGGACCAACUAGGAGUGUCUUUGUUAACGCUAGAACAACUUGAGGCGAUGGAAGAGAAAAAAUUGGGGGAUCAAGCACAGCAGAAGUCGGAUUCAUGAGUGUUGUUUAGAUGAUUUGACUGUUUAGUUUUGCAUAAAAAAAAUCAAGUUUCUAUGUUUAUAUUAAAUUACCAAUUUUUCAAUUUG